CUUGAACCGCAUCUCAUUUUCGCUCGACUCCUAAUUGAAAUCAGAGAGAGAGAGAGAGAGAGAUGAAGAAGAGAUCAACGAGGAAGCCAACCGUGGCGGACUUUCUGGUCUCCCCACCGCCAACCGCCAGCCCCAACCGAUCGCCGAGCGAGUCGCCGAAGGAGCAAUUCGAGUUCGACCUCGGCGCCUUCAACAACGCCGCCUCGUCCUCGAAGAAGCGGAAGAAGGACAACGUGGCGUCGAGCUCGGUGGAUCGGAUCCAGAACGUCGUCAGAUCGCCGCUGAACAUGAAGAGCCUGGGCACGAUAUCUGAUCUCAAGGAGAUGGCGGCUUCGCUCUUGGACUCCAUCAAGCACCAGCUGGAUCGCUCGCAUGCGGAGAUCGUCAAGGACCUGGAGGCCUCUCAGUCUCGUCUCCACAAACGCUUCAAGAUUCAGACACAGGCAUGCCAGCAAGUGGUAGAUGAAGCAGAGAAGGAACAUAAGAAAAUAUCAGACCGAAUCAGUGAAAGUAGAGAAGCAAUGAAGGCUUCAUAUUUGAAGUUCUUGGCAGAAGCACAGGCCAGUGCAUCUCGUGUUUGCAAAACAUCCAUUCCUGAGCUCUCGCAGUCAUUUGAGAAAUCCCUUGAUGUCCUCCGAAGCCGCUAUGGGAUUUCAUCAAAUGCGAUGUGAUCUGCUCGCUGCCAGGCCACGAUUUACAAGGAAUCAAGAGUGGAGGAAAAGAUUAUGGAGAUUGCAUGGAGAAGCUGCUGUAAGAUGUAAUUAGACUUCUUUUUCCAGUGCAUUGAAUGAACUGUUAUGAUACUGUCACCAAAAAAGCAAAAGGUUACAUUUUGUCAUUUCUUUGUGCUACCAGUUUGUACUGGUUACUAAAAGUGGAGUAGGCUUGCAAUCAGACACUCUAA
Rhododendron vialii is the source of this 904-nucleotide messenger RNA. RefSeq lists its product as uncharacterized. NCBI's taxonomy places the organism in Eukaryota, Viridiplantae, Streptophyta, Magnoliopsida, Ericales, Ericaceae. The transcript has 5 exons. The coding region runs from base 63 to 671 and encodes 202 amino acids. The record is from RefSeq and is a predicted model, not a curated record.